Messenger RNA from Prionailurus viverrinus (fishing cat), 2667 nucleotides. Its product is annotated as cytochrome P450 3A12-like. Gene Ontology annotation, molecular function: iron ion binding; oxidoreductase activity, acting on paired donors, with incorporation or reduction of molecular oxygen, reduced flavin or flavoprotein as one donor, and incorporation of one atom of oxygen; heme binding. Bases 724 to 2235 code for a protein of 503 amino acids. Lineage: Eukaryota; Metazoa; Chordata; Mammalia; Carnivora; Felidae. Gene Ontology annotation, biological process: steroid metabolic process; oxidative demethylation. The record is from RefSeq and is a predicted model, not a curated record. The transcript has 13 exons.
UCCAUCAACCUUUCUGGAUGCCCCCCUGAGCAUAUAUACUUUGGGGACAUAAUGUUGGUAAGUACCCAGACUGUGCCCUUGAGAAGCUCUCUCUGUGUAAGGUAAAUGGGUGUAGAGACCAAUGAUAGGAAUGGAGGGUACAGAGAACUGGGGCUCAUAGGACAGAAAUUUCCCAGGGCAGGAGGUUGGCGAGGACAGACUCUAACAGAGGAGAUUCUGUUAGAGCUGGGUUUGAAGGAUGAGUAGGAUCCUUCUAGGCAGCCCAGGGACAUUUUUAGGCAGAGGAAACUACAUGGGUAAAGAUGAGUAGACCCAGCUUGUGUGAAGGGUUUCAAGUGUUUAAGGGUACAGACAGUCAUGGUGACAAGGGCAACUUAGAGAUUUAAGGACAAUGGUUUUACGUGAACUUCUGUAACCUUUGGGAUUAUUGAUAACACUGAUUGAGUUGUUUAUUGAUUUCCCACAAAAUAUUGACUCAAAGGAGGUCAAACUGGGAAUGUUCAUGAUGCUUUGCCAACACUCAUGGGUGUAGAGCACCUACAGGUGGAGCACCAAUGGCCCUUCUACUGGCUGUAGCUCCAGCCCCGCCCCCUCUUCACUAUAUAUAUUCCAGCCUCACUGAAUCACCGCUGGUGGGAAGGAAAGCUCCACACGCACAGGCCAGCACAGACUGCCACACACUGCUGAAAGAGAGUAGAGGAGAUUGGCAGAGGGAAAGUGGCCAUGGACCUGAUCCCAAGCUUUUCCAUAGAAACCUGGCUUCUUCUGGCUACUAGCCUGGUGCUCCUCUAUCUAUAUGGGACCUACACACAUGGACUUUUUAAGAAGCUCGGAAUUCCUGGGCCAAAACCUCUGCCUUUCGUGGGAACUGCUCUGGGGUACCGUCAGGGCUUUUGUGAAUUUGACGAGAAAUGUUUUAAAACAUAUGGAAGAAUGUGGGGGUUUUAUGAUGGGCGACAGCCAGUGUUGGCGAUCACAGAUCCGGACAUGAUCAAAACAGUACUAGUGAAAGAAUGCUAUUCUGUCUUCACAAACCGGCGGUCUCUUGGUCCAGUGGGAUUUAUGAAAAGUUCCAUUUCUCUGUCUGAGGAUGAACAAUGGAAGAGAAUACGAACAGUGCUGUCUCCAACCUUCACCAGUGGGAAGCUCAAGGAGAUGUUCCACAUCAUUGGCCACUAUGGAGAUGUGUUGGUGAGGAACCUGAGGAAGGAGGCAGAGAAAGGCAAGCCCGUCAACUUGAAAGACAUCUUUGGGGCCUACAGCAUGGAUGUGAUUACUGGUACCUCCUUUGGAGUGAACAUUGAUUCCCUCAACAACCCACAAGAUCCCUUUGUGGAAAAUACGAAGAAUCUCUUCAAAAUUUCCUUCCUUGAUCCACUUUUCUUCUCAAUAUUGCUCUUCCCAUUCCUUACCCCAAUUUUUGAACUAUUAAAUAUCUGGAUAUUUCCAAAAAAAGCUACUGAUUUUUUCACAAAAUCUAUAAAAAGUAUGAAGGAAAGUCGCCUCAAAGAUAAACAAAAGCACCGAGUGGAUUUGCUCCAGCUGAUGAUUAACUCCCAGAAUUCCAAAGAAACAGACACCCAUAAAGCUCUGUCUGAUCUAGAGCUUGUGGCCCAAUCUAUUAUGUUUAUUUUUGCUGGCUAUGAGACCACAAGCACUUCUCUUUCCUUCCUUGUGUAUGAAUUGGCCACUCACCCUGAUGUCCAGCAGAAACUGCAGGAGGAGAUUGAUGCGACUUUCCCCGAUAAGGCACCUCCCACUUAUGAUGCCCUUGUACAGAUGGAGUAUCUUGACAUGGUGUUGAAUGAAGCUCUCAGAUUAUAUCCAAUCGCUGGUAGACUUGAGAGGGUCUGUAAGAGAGAUGUGGAAAUCAGUGGUGUGUUCAUUCCCAAAGGGACAGUGGUGAUGGUGCCAACCUUUAUUCUUCACCGGGACCUGGAUCUCUGGCCAGAGCCUGAGGAAUUCUGUCCUGAAAGGUUCAGCAAGAAGAACAAGGAUAGUAUAAAUCCUUAUAUAUACCUGCCUUUUGGAACUGGACCCCGAAACUGCAUUGGCAUGAGGUUCGCGAUUAUGAACAUGAAACUUGCCCUUGUCAGAGUCCUGCAGAACUUCUCCUUCAAGCCUUGUAAAGAAACACAGAUCCCACUGAAAUUAAACACUCUAAGUAUUAUUCAACCAGAAAAACCCAUUGUUCUCAAGGUUGAGCUGAGAGAUGGGAGUGUGAAUGGAGCUUGACUUUCACUAAGGACUUCCCCUUUGUUCUUCAAGAACCUGUGUCCCAGAAUACCAGAGGCCUCCAUUUACUUUGUGAGUACAACCCAGAAAUGAAGAUGGGCUUCAUGAAGUACCUGUGUUGGAUGACUAUAGAUUCCAUAGCUUUCUCAGUCUCUGUGUGGAGCAUUAUAUCUUGUGGAGAGUAAAGGAGGUGACUAUUAAGUGCCAGACAUGUAGACUCAGCCUAUCUGGCUCCCAUAGACUACCCCCAGUUAUACCAUCUACUUCCCUAAUCACUGAUCAAGAAUAAAAAUUUCGCAACAAUUUUAUCAACAAACGUUCAUGAAACAAGAAUUUUUGUAGUAGUUGUUUACUGACAUAUCACAUGUCUCAUUUUCAAUAUUCUAUGUUAAGUAUGACACUGAUCAUGUCAAUAAACAUCUCUUUACAAAA